UUGUUGGAGUCGCGUGACAGGGCGACGUGAUGAGAGUUGACUGCUGUUGGGACUCGCUCGGGUGACCGAUUUUAAUUUAUUGAGAGUUUGUUUUACUUCUUCAAUGUAAUUUAAACGCCGCUUUUAGUUAGUCGCUAAAUUACCACCUUUCAAGACUGCCCAUUCAGUUGCAGAAGAUGAAGACGGAAGCUGAAGACGGUCGCGCCGACGGCGGCUUCUUCUCUCUCGACUACGGGGCGUGGGACGUGCGCGUGGCCCUGAUCGGAGGCGGCUUUGCGCUCUACUCCUGCGUGUUUCUGCUCACGCACCUCGUCUCCCAGGCGCUGAGCGUCACCUACAACAGCCUGCACUCGCAAGAACGCGCGUUUUGGUCUCUGGCAGCCACGCGGGCCGUUUUUGGGGUGAAGGCAACUUUCGCAGGGCUUUGGACACUGCUUGCCGAUCGCUGGCUCUUCGAGGGUCUGGUUUGGCGGCAGUGCUGGUGGAGCUGGGCACUCAUCCUCACCACCGUGGGCUUCUUCCUUUUCGAAAACCUCGCCCUGCACGUGUCAAGCGCCGUGUUCGGUGGCCUCGACCUGGGACUGGCAGUCCACCACGCUCUCAGCGCUCUCGGCUUCCUUACCAUGGUGCUCUGGGACUCCACGGGCCACUACUUGGCCAUUGUGAUCCUCCUACUGGAAAUGAGCACCCCAUUCACCUGCAUCUCCUGGAUGCUGCUCAAGGCUGGCUAUGCCAAAACUCUGCUGUGGCGAGUCAACCAGAUGGUGAUGAUCCACAUGUUCCACGGGCGUAUGUUCCUCACCUACUACUUGUGGUGGGAAAGCUGGAGACAUCGACAGGACCUUGUGAAUCAUGUGUCCCUCCCUACAUUGGUCAUUUUCUACACGGGCCUGCUCGUGCUGACAGUCUAUCUCAACCCAUACUGGACCUACAAGAAGACUUUGCAGUUGACAAACCCUGUUGAUUGGAACUUUGCCAAUAAAGACAUGAACAGAAAUGGCCACAAAGUUGCAGAUGUGAUUAACAGGAAGCAUUCGUAGGAUUGCAGCUGUAUUCAUGCCACUGUUUUUUUAAGCAAGACACAUAGGUAUUAAAUUUUGAUCCUACAGAUAACACUGGUGACUCAAAUGUAUUUUUAGAGAUCAGAUUGAGAAAGCCUGAGAUGUGUGUGAUGACAUGCAACAUUUUCGUGGUAUUUGACGACUGCAGUCAGUUCGAACUGGCGAAACGUCGUACUCGGAUUGUAAACUGUUGUGGCUUUGCUCUCCAACACACACCGGUGUGCUGAACUAGUAACUAAUUGGCAUGUAUUGUUUACGUGACAAACCUUACUAAUUGGCUGUGUGGUUAAUGACAUUUACGCAAUCUAACCCAAAAAUACCUCUUCUGAUAAUAUUGGUCACGAGAGCCGACGUGUUCAACUGAGUUUUGACCAGUGCUUCCAAAUAGCUGAGACUCGAGCACUGAUUGAUGCUCUUUAUAAUGGCCAAGAAUCGACCCAAUUAAUUCAGACUUGGGAGAGUGGCAUCUGUUGGAACAGACCCCCAAGAUACAUGCUUCUAUCCUCUACUUGUGCUUAGGCCUCAGUUGAAAGAACCCUUCGUCUAGAUGCACGGUACUUGCAACAAGAGAUUGUGCACUUUAUGCAGAUUGUAGCUUUCAUAUUUUUCCUUACUGGUGCCGUCUGUGAUGUAUUAAUGCUUACUGUUUGAAAUGUUGCAUGUUGAAUCAAGCUCAGUUUUUGCAUGCAAUUUUACAUAUCCCAUCGGGUUAUGUUAAGCUGAUAUAUUUUUUUUAUUGUGCUUUAAACUUAUGGUCUGUUACAAGGCCAUUCACUAUCCUUAUGUUCUCCUUUACAUCCUUCCAGCUCCGUCACUUCCAGGGAGUGUCAAAGCUUCAGGACAUGGAGUGGUGGGAUGCAAGCGUAGGGUUUAGGAAAAGCUCAGUUACUGCAUUAAAAUCAAAUCACUUUGAUAUUCGGAGACUUUAUUAAUGUAUGAUGUGUACUAAAAUACUUUAUUAGUAGAUUGUAAUAUGCAUAUUUCAAUCUAUCAAUCAUGACGAUCUAAAAACUAAUAUAUUUACAUACAGUGUGCUACUUGUAAACAGUUGUUUAAGAAUAUAUGAGUAUAUGGUUGCUGGUUUUAGGUGAUAGUUUUUAAAAUUGUUUUGUUUGGUAUUUACAUAAUCGACUGUUAUUUGCUGCAAUAACGGUAUAACUAUAAUUUGUAUAGCUGCUAAACAUCACGUGCUACUGGGAAUGUCAAACAGAUAAAGAGCAAACACCAACACAUUUGCUAUAAAUUGUGAUGAUUUUAGGGAGUGUAAAUCAAGCAAUAACACAUUUAUUGAGUGAUAAUACCUUUAUAAUUUUAACAGGUGAAAGAGGUAAUGAAUUACAUGAAUGCAACUGGAAAUGCAGCUUACAAAGGUAAAGCAAACAUCGAUGUAUGUUUAAAUAGAUCUCAGUCAUGGUUUUUUUUACCUCUGUGUGAAAACGUAGUUUACAUUUAUACUUUCAGGCAUUUAGUGUAAACGUGGUCAAUCCUCUGAGCAUUGACUUUGUAGGUAUUUAAUUGGUUGUGAUUAGAGGAGAAAUUGUGUCUUGAACAAGGCUUUGAACAUGAGAGAUCGCUGAGACAGUAGAAUGAAGAAAUCCCCCACUGGUGGGAGGCUAAAUGUGGCUUUGUGGAUUUACAGUUGUUGGCAUUUAAGUUAACAUCCUCAUUAGCAGCCACAAUGGUCUAUCCACUGCUGGAUGGAACCCUCCCCACACAUUGCCAUCCCUCAUUUGCCUUGACAAUCUAUCUCGCUAAAAAUAUUAUUUCCAUGAAAUGCUGUGGAUUUGUGGCAUAAAAUACUCUGGUAUAUUUAUUUUGUUUAAGACUUGCAUGCAAGUUGGACUAGAGCAGAUGACAAAAUACGUACAUUUAAUUUAACAUUUCAAACAGCUUUUCACGUGAAAGUGAUCAAGCCAUUAUGUGCAUGCUAUAGGCCAUUAACUGAUGUGACAUUUUCAUUAUACCAAGUUUUUUUCCCUUUUAGAAACCUAAAAUUAAGGCAUUUUGAUACAAAAUAAUAUAUUUAUAGCCGCACGUAAAUAUAGCUUAGGUUUUUUUUACUGCAAAUUCGAAUGCACUGUCUUGUAUGUGAACCAGGCAUUUAGGAACAGGUUUAUGAUGACACUUGCUUCAUGUCAGUCCGGGUUUGGUUAAACAUUCUAUGAUCGCUGCAAUAUUGUAAAUUAUCUUUCAGAUCUAGGUAAAAUGCACAACGAAUGAAAAGCUGUAAUUGUCUACUUUUUUGUAGUUUAGUUAAAUGUAGUAUUUUUCCCAUAACUGUUGCACAGUGGAACAUGUUUCGAUGCUAUAUUGGAAUGACACCUAUUUUAUUUCACAUUUGUUUGAGUUUCUCUAAAGCUACGAGUGUAAUAUUGAAAUAAUUUCAAUACUUUCAAUGGAAGGUAAUUUUUUUAUUAUGCAGAUGUUUUUAAAGAAUGUAUCUCUUCUAAAAUAGUGGGUAGACAGGACCCACCCGUAUAACACAUCUCAAACUCAAUGAGUUUGAGAUGUGGGGUGCCAUGGUGGCGAGAUGUUAAAUACCUCGUCUGGUAAUGCAGGAGGUCUUGGGUUCGAUCCCGACCUUGAUGCCUGUUGUAUAUUUGGAGUUUGCGUGUUAUCCCUGUGGUCCGUGUGGAAUUUUCUCCGGGUCCUCCGGUUUUCCCCUCCACAUUUAGAAUAAACAUGCUUUUCGAGUAUUUGGUUGAAAUACAUUUCCACAUGAUAAGCCACUUCGUUGAGAUAUCAUUUGUGGGCAGGUUGCUUUUGAAACAGAGCUAUAUAGCUCAGUGGGCCUUACGUGCUAAAUAGGUUUAUUCACAAAUGUGCAAACUUAACAUGACAGUGGUAUAUUUAGACGAUGUUUAGGUACCACAGAUUUUACUGAGUUAAUCAAGUAAAUACAUCUCUGCUGUGUUAUAGCAAUAUCACAUUUUCGAAUCAUUUCCUGAUCUCGGUUUAUGAUGAGAAUUUGUUUUAGAAAAUGUAACAAGAUAUUUUGUAUGAUAUGUUGAUUUAGUGUUUGAUCAAAUAUAGCCUAGUAAGGUAGCGUUGUGGCUUUGAUCAGCUCUGAGCUGGCACUGAUAAGAUACUCAAUUUAGAUUUAGGCAGCUGCCUGUGAUUGAUUCUCAAUCGUUGUGAGUUUAUAGUCGCAAAUGACUAAAAUAACAAUUGGAAUAAAUGCGAUUCAGCACUAUAGCUACAUUCCAAAUCUGAGAACUUAAAAUGUUGAUUUCACUGCCACGUGACGAACGUUACUUUUAGUGCCAGAGUGGGUGGGAAAGUGCUGUCCCCCCUCAAGUUACCUGUUCCUGUGUGUAAGAGGUCACGUGAAAGGAUCUCGGGGCAGCUGCGGUGUCCAUUUCUAUAGGGCGUUCAACAAUGCGAAGGGUUACAUUGCAGUCCGAGAGAUACAAAUGGAUGUGACGCAUGACAUGAUACCGAUACAUUACUCGCAAUAUUUGUUGAUACUGCGUUGGCAGUGGUGCACAAGCACAAUUAUAUAUAUAUACAAAACUCACGUGAAUAGUAUUGCCAGAUGUGAAGCUUUCGUGACUGCAGGAAUUACUCUUUGGUUCUUUCGGUAAAGUCACGUAGAAAGAAAUUAAAUUAAUAAUAGAAUACGACGACGUUUGAUUGCAACACAAUCAACCAUCAUCAGGUACAAACGAAUGAGAAAACAAACAUAGUAAACUUGGAAAUAUAACGCAAUACAACACAGAGACUCGGCUGUGUUUUUGACUAAUGUGUUUCAUGAUACCGAUAGCACAAUUUGGAAAAAAGAUUUGUAUACACUUUUUUUUAUAUGUUUGUGUAGUGUUGAAUCCUUAAAGUGUCAGUACAUAGAAUUUUGUCCACAUGCAUUGUAAAUGGUUUUCGUUUAAACUCUAAUAAUAUAUGGCAUAUUAUGGAGAACACUUGUUUUUGUCAUUGCUGCCCAAUGUUUUUCAUUUAACUUGAUUGUCAUAGUACUGUUGAACUGUUUUGUGCUGUUCUUUUACCUGCCCAGGUUCAUUUGCAGUAGUGGUAAGGAUUUAGUUUUAAUGUCUAUGUCAUUACUGUACCUGAAUUGAGUGAAGGACACUAUAUUUUCCAACAUCCGAGUGUGAUGACACCACUAUUAAUUAUAAGGGAUCUUAAAACAAGUCAAGUAUAACAGGAGUGGCUCUAGAAGAUAAUGCAAUCUGUCACCACAAACACAAUGCCUAAUUAAAUGAUUCACAUUCCAGAAUUAUUUAAGUUAGUAAUCAGGGAUUGUGUAUAUCUACCAUUGUUCAGUUUGAACUUAGCAUCUUCCAGUAGCUCCUAUAAAGGGUACGCUUAUAUUGACAAUCAAAGUUUCACAUCACCCUUUGGGCUGUUAAUCGCAAUGCACCACGUGAUAGUGGAUGUUAAUACACUAGCAGUAUUCAAAGAGGACAUCACAACGUAUUUUGGGUUGGAAUAAAUUGAUAACUAAAUUA
Messenger RNA from Lethenteron reissneri (Far Eastern brook lamprey), 5521 nucleotides. RefSeq names its product CLN8 transmembrane ER and ERGIC protein (gene CLN8). Gene Ontology annotation, molecular function: ceramide binding. The record is from RefSeq and is a predicted model, not a curated record. Gene Ontology annotation, biological process: lipid homeostasis; phospholipid metabolic process; nervous system development. Lineage: Eukaryota; Metazoa; Chordata; Hyperoartia; Petromyzontiformes; Petromyzontidae. Gene Ontology annotation, cellular component: membrane; endoplasmic reticulum.